UCCUCUUGACGCGCGUGUGUUUCCCCGCGAACACGGGCUGCUCGUGCUGCGUGUUCAUGGCGUAGGGAGCUGAACUUAGCAACAGCUAAAUUUGUAACUUGUCACGGUGGAGGUUCUUCAUGGCGAAGCAAAGCUCACUUCUCAAUUUCUUCUCAAAGUCUCCGCCGCCGGUGUCCAAACCGAAGCCCAGUGCACACCCGGUAGAGGCCGAUUUGCCGUCCUCCAUCGACAAGUCCAAUUCGUCUCCUAAAGAAGAAGCUAAACUACCCCCGAGCAAGGCCACCAAAGUCAAAUCAAAAAGUGUCGUUAAGAAUGCGAAAGGAGGAUUCAACAAACUAUUCGGCGACAAGGCGUCAACACCAAAAGACGCGAGCUUCACAUGCUCAUUCAGUGCUGGCUCUCUUGUUUGGACAAAGUUGGAGGGGCAUCCAUGGUGGCCAUGCAUGGUGGUACCUCAACCGCUGACUGGACAGCAGAUGCGAGGCCGCGGUCGAGCCCAACGUUUACAUGUCCAUUUUUUUGAUGAACCACCCACACGGGGAUGGGUCAGCACCAAAUACGUCCGAGAGUACCGAGGCUCGGACAAUAGUGACGCUAAAACCGGAGGGUUGUUUUUCAGUGGGAAGCCUGAAAUCCACCAUGCAAUGGAACUUGCGGACAAAGUCUUGUUCGAUAGCCCAGAAAAACGAUUAAAAAUGCCUCACUGCACAGAUCCAUCGGAUGACGAAGAAGAAGAAGAAAUGGAGCUCGAUAAACCGACAAUGAUUGAUGAUGAGGUCAGCGAUGAGGAUCAAGAGAAGAAUGAGGAAGUAAAAUCAUCCAGGGUCGGUCCACGUCCAUCCCGGUCGAAGGGAAAUAAAGCCAAGCGACGCCGCAUCGUCGUGGCCUCAGAUAGUGAGGGAUCUGAUGAUGAAUUUAAACCUGAGCAAGCCUCGAGCAGCAGCGAGGAUGAAGAGGAAGAGGCUACGGUGAGCAGCGAGGUCGAAGAAGCAGAGAGCACACAAGAGUCUGAAGCGGAAAGCCCAGUUAAGCCUGUAAAACGUAAACGGUCCGUGGACAAGCCUGCAUCAGCAAAGCCAAAGAUAAUCAGCACCCCUUCCAGUGCACCGAAAAGACCUCUAGCAUCUCUAUCUGUCAACACAAAAUCUCGUUUGUCCGCCUUUUCAGCCCCUGACAGCUUUGAAAGCCAGGCUACUGGGUCAGGUACUGGUGGAGGAUCCACAAUUUGGGACCACGAGAAGCUGGAGUGGUUGCAGGAUCACAAGAGGAAAGAUGGCCAAAGGCGCAAAGUGACGGAUGACGGGUAUGAUCCGACCACCCUGUAUGUGCCGGAAGACUUCAACAACCGAAACACUCCUGGUAUACGUCAGUGGUGGAUGAUCAAAUCCCAGAUGUUCGACACUGUUAUUUUCUAUAAGGUUGGGAAGUUCUACGAACUCUACCACAUGGAUGCCGUGAUCGGAGUCAAUGAGCUUGGAUUGACUUUUAUGAAAGGGACCUGGGCACACUCUGGCUUUCCAGAAAUUGGGUUCGCGCGCUUCUCAGACGUACUGGUCCAGAAGGGCUACAAGGUGGCACGUGUGGAGCAGACCGAAACCCCAGAAAUGAUGGAAGCACGGUGUAAGACUCUGCUCAAACCCACCAAGUUUGACCGUGUUGUGAAAAGAGAAGUGUGCAGGAUCAUAACGCGAGGCACCCAAACCUACAGCGUGUUAGACGGUACCCCGACUGAGAGUCAGAGCAAGUUUUUGCUCAGUUUAAAGGAGAAACCCGAAGAUGAAGGAAAGGGGGGUUGCUGCCGCACUUACGGAGUCUGCUUUGUCGAUACCUCUGUUGGCUGCUUCCAUGUUGGUCAGUUUCCAGACGACCGACACUGUUCACGUCUACGCACCCUGAUAGCACACUUUGCGCCCGCUGAAGUGCUUUUCGAAAAGGGGAACCCAUCCGUCGAAACGCGCAAAAUACUUAAGGCUUCUCUCUCCUCGGCGCUGCAGGAGGGACUGAAUGCAAGCACUCAAUUCUGGGAUGCUCAGAACACUCUGAAAAAUCUUUCAGAGGAAGACUACUUUCGAGAGAGUGCGGGCAAGGACCAGGGGACAGGGAGAGGUUUUCUCCCAGCUGUUCUUAAAAAAAUGACCUCCGAGAGUGAUUCGCUCGGUCUUACCCCCAAGGAUGGCUACGAGCUGGCACUCUCCUCAUUGGGUGGAUGCAUCUUCUACUUGAAAAAGUGUCUCGUGGACCAGGAGCUCCUCUCCAUGGCCAAUUUUGAAGAAUACACCCCUGUCGACGUUGAAAUGGACAAAGCUGACGGACGGAAAAGUUUCUUUGCUCAGACUCGCCAGCGCAUGGUCUUGGAUGGAGUGACUCUGGCAAACCUUGAGAUCUUUCAGAACGGUUCUGGAGGUACGGAAGGAACGCUGCUCGAGCGUCUGGACACCUGCUCCAGCCCCUUUGGAAAACGGCUGCUCAAGCAGUGGCUCUGUGCUCCUCUGUGUAACCCAACAUCCAUCAGGGAUAGACUGGAUGCGCUGGAAGACCUGAUGGCUGCUCAAGCGCAAGUGUCCGAAGUUUCUGACCUGCUGAAGAAACUCCCAGAUUUGGAGCGCCUCCUGAGUAAAAUUCACAGCAUUGGCACACCACUGAAGGGUCAGAACCACCCGGACAGCAGGGCGGUCCUCUAUGAGGACGUCACCUACAGCAAGAGGAAAAUAGCAGACUUUCUGUCUGCGCUCGAAGGUUUCCAAACGAUGCAGGAGAUUGUCAAUGUCUUUGCAUCAGUUACUGGCGACUUUCAGUCCAAAUUACUUUGCCAAGUGGUCAGUCUUCAAAGUGACAGUGGCGGUCUCUUUCCUGACCUCUCGGCUGAACUCAAGCGCUGGGAGACGGCUUUCGACCACCAGAAAGCUCGUAACACCGGUGUCAUUACUCCGAAGAAGGGCUUCGACCCAGAAUAUGACCAGGCCCUGGUCGGCAUCCAAAAUUGCAAUCAAAAGCUACAGGAUUAUCUAGACCGACAGAAAAAGAGACUCGGUUGCAAGAACAUGGCGUACUGGGGCACCGGGCGAAAUCGCUUCCAAAUGGAGGUGCCCGACAGCGUCUCUGAGAGGAAUAUUCCAGAGGAAUAUGAGGUGAAGUCCACAAAGAAAGGCUGCAAACGUUACGUGACGACGGAGUCUGAUCAGCUGUUUUCCGAGUUACAAGGAUUUGAGGAGAAGAGAGAUGCUGCCCUGAAAGAUUGCAUGAGGAGGCUCUUCUACAACUUUGACAAGAACUACAGCAACUGGAAAACUGCGGUGGAGUGCAUGGCUGUGCUUGAUGUUCUGCUGGCCUUAUCACGCUACAGCCAGGGCGGAGGUGGACCAAUGACUAGGCCGCAGGUUGUUCUCCCAGAUGGCGAUGAGCAAGUAGCACCCUUCCUCAAGCUCGCCGGUUCUCGUCACCCCUGUGUCACCAAGACGUUUUUUGGCGAUGACUUCAUCCCUAAUGACAUCUACAUCGGCUGCCCCAGUGGCAGUGAGGACGGCGAAGAGCAAAAAAGUCAUGCCUCCUGUGUCCUCGUCACAGGGCCCAAUAUGGGCGGAAAGUCCACACUCAUGAGACAGUGCGGACUUGUGAUUGUGCUCGCUCAGCUGGGUUGCUUCGUACCGGCUGAGAGUCUGCACUUCACGCCAGUCGAUCGAAUCUUCACUCGGCUCGGCGCUUCGGAUCGUAUCAUGGCCGGAGAAAGCACCUUCUUUGUUGAGUUGAGCGAGACUGCGUGUAUUCUGCACCAUGCCACCAAAGACUCACUUGUGCUUCUGGAUGAAUUGGGAAGGGGCACGGCCACAUAUGACGGCACAGCCAUCGCCUGUGCUGUUGUGAAGGAACUUGCUGAAAAUAUCUGCUGUCGCACACUCUUCUCUACACACUACCACUCCCUGGUGGAAGACUACGCCAACAAUCCAGCGGUGCGCCUCGGCCACAUGGCAUGCAUGGUGGAAAACGAGUGCGAGGAUCCAAGCCAAGAAACCAUCACAUUCCUCUACAAGUUCAUUUCUGGGGCGUGUCCCAAGAGCUAUGGCUUCAACGCUGCUCGACUUGCCAGCCUGCCAGAAAUGGUCAUCCAGUCGGGGCACAGAAAGGCCAGAGAGUUUGAGAAGAGCACCAUGAGCCGCAGACUCUUCAAGAAGCUCUGCCAGUUUGCUGAAGACACCACGCAGGAUAAGACCCAUUUCAAUGCACUUGUUCAGAUGAUCCAAGCCAUGUAAUUUGGAAACCUGUGUUAGGCAUAGUUAUGUCACACUACAAUCCCGCACUCAAUGUGCACGGUUAUGCUUUGAUCACAUUUGCAUCUGCAGUCAUGUCACUUUUCUGACACUGUAUUAUUUUGAGACAUAGCGCUCACACAUAUCAAACACACCACUUGACCCAGGUGCAGUGUGAAGGGCCUAGUUCUAGUGCAUACUUUGUUUUGUACUGCAGGAGAAAAUACUACUUACUGUGAUCUAAUAAAGUUUAUUAAAAAAAACAAAAAGACAAUGUUCACCUAGGAAAUUAAACCCUUUUAAUUCAA
Molecule: messenger RNA, 4552 nt
Organism: Hippocampus comes (tiger tail seahorse)
Lineage: Eukaryota; Metazoa; Chordata; Actinopteri; Syngnathiformes; Syngnathidae
Gene: msh6
Product: mutS homolog 6 (E. coli)
Exons: 10
Coding region: 120-4247 (1375 amino acids)
Biological process (GO): mismatch repair
Cellular component (GO): MutSalpha complex; nucleus
Molecular function (GO): ATP binding; ATP-dependent DNA damage sensor activity; mismatched DNA binding
Source: RefSeq, a predicted model, not a curated record